Molecule: messenger RNA, 1095 nt
Organism: Mesorhabditis belari
Lineage: Eukaryota; Metazoa; Nematoda; Chromadorea; Rhabditida; Rhabditidae
Source: the annotation of a GenBank genome assembly
AUGACCCGAGGAGCGAUGGCUGUUGUUGGAAUGCUCAUUUUCUUAUGCAGAAUUUGGGCAGUUGAAGCGACUCGUUCAGAGCCGAUACCCUUGUAUAUGGAUGAGAUGCUGAACGCGGGCAGGAAAAUUUACGACAAGCAAUCACCACCUGUUCAAGAUGAAAAUCAACCAACAGUCGUUCGUUUAGCGAUGUACAUAGAGGGAAUGUCCUCGUUUAGGACACAGACAAUGGAUUUCCAACUCGACGUUUACUUUCAACAAUUCUGGAAAGAUCCUCGAUUGGCGCACAACGAGACAAAACGAGUACUCAUCCGUGACAAGACGCUUCUCGGGAAAAUGUGGCAUCCUGAUGUAUACUUUGCGAAUGCUCGGAUAGCUGAAUUCCAUGAGGUCACACAACCGAAUUUCCUUGUUUGGAUCGAGCCGGAUGGGAGUAUAUUGUAUGAUACAAGAGUUAGCAUGAUCGUUUUGUGCACAUUGAACCUCGAGAAAUGGCCACUAGAUGAUCAACGAUGCCAUCUGCGGAUAUUGAGUUAUGCCUAUGAUACGGACCAGCUGCAAAUCGAGUGGAAAGGGGAUGAGCCGAUUACAAGGAAUCCAAAUAUUGCAAUGUCUGAUAUGAGAAUUGUGGAUUUGUAUCCAGGAUUGUGCGAUGGAAAUUAUAGCACUGGCGUUUGGUCGUGUGUAACAGCGGAAUUCUUUGUAAAACGAGAGAUCACUCAUCACUUAAUGCAAUCCUAUGUCCCAACAACGCUCAUCGUCGUCAUUUCUUGGUUUUCCUUUUGGUUAGACGUGGAAGCAGUACCAGCUCGAGUCUCAUUGGCAAUCACGACUCUUUUGACUCUUUCGACUCAAGCAAACGCUGCUCGAUUGGCUCUACCGGAGGUCUCCUACAUGAAGGCAAUCGACGUGUGGAUGGGCGCUUGCAUGAUGUUCGUUUUUGGUGUAAUGAUCGAGUUCACCAUUGUCAACUAUGCUCAACGUCAAGGUCGAAAGUGGCACCGAACUGAUGCCGAUAUUGGUAAGCUUGAAGAAAAAGGAUUAAAGUUGUCCGUUUUAAAAACACGGAACAGCUUGGAAUUCAAAUAUCGAGUA